Molecule: messenger RNA, 540 nt
Organism: Lasiodiplodia theobromae
Lineage: Eukaryota; Fungi; Ascomycota; Dothideomycetes; Botryosphaeriales; Botryosphaeriaceae
Exons: 1
Coding region: 1-540 (179 amino acids)
Source: RefSeq, a predicted model, not a curated record
AUGAAGCCCGCCACCACGCUCAUCAUCGGCGCCAGCAUCCUGGCCACCACUGCUGUCGCUCGUCCCACGGGUUGGAAACAUCCUAAUACUGGGAUCUCCGAAUACGAGUCCAAUCACGAUAUGAUGCGGGACAUGGCGAUGAAAGAUCCGCUCGUGUGGCCGAAGCCGUACAACUACCCGUCCGAGCAGGACAACCCGCGCAAACAAGACAUAAACCGCACCUCUGCUUCCGACAAGAAAAAUGAGGACGCCGGCAAGAAGGUGGACGAUAGCAAGAAGAGUGCGGACGCCAGCAAGAGUGCAGACGCCGGCAAGAGUGCGGACGCCGGCAAGGACAAGGCCGACACUGGAAAGCGCGGUAUCAACGCCGUGCGGGCCGACGAAUUUGCGGUUAAUCAGCGAAUGGAGGAAACGGCGAAGAACAGGGUCGAUACCGGAAAGCGCGAUAUCAACACCGUUCAGGCUGACGAAUUUGGGGUUAACCAGCGCAUGGAGGAAUCGGCGAAGGACAGGAUUAUUGAUUGGGCACAUGUGGAAUAA